This is a messenger RNA of Pseudomassariella vexata, 822 nucleotides long. RefSeq names its product Protoglobin-domain-containing protein. The record is from RefSeq and is a predicted model, not a curated record. Gene Ontology annotation, molecular function: heme binding; oxygen binding. The transcript has 2 exons. Lineage: Eukaryota; Fungi; Ascomycota; Sordariomycetes; Amphisphaeriales; Pseudomassariaceae. Bases 1 to 822 code for a protein of 273 amino acids.
AUGGCACCCAAUUCGCGGCCGAUGAAACAUAUCGAUCGAAAAGAUCUGUACACCAACCUCGAGGCGCGGAUUCAAUAUUUACACACAUUCCUCGACUUCAGCUCAAACGACAUCGAAGCCCUGAUCUGGGGCUCCAAAUACAUCAAACAGCUCACCCCCGCCAUCGUCAACAUCGUGUACCAAAAACUCCUGCAAUACGACAUCACGGCCCGCGCCUUCGAAACGCGCAGCACAAGCUACGAAGGCCCCGUCGACCCCAACCUGACGGAAGACUCGCCGCAAAUCCUCUACCGCAAGAAGUUCCUCCGCGCCUAUCUGGCGAAGCUGUGCUCCGACCCCAGCCGCCUCGAGUUCUGGGAGUACCUCGACAAAGUAGGCAUGAUGCACGUCGGGCGGGGCCGCGAGCACCCCCUGCACGUCGAGUAUGUGCACAUCGGCGCGUGUCUGGCCUUCAUCCAGGACACCAUUACCGAGGCGUUGCUGUGCCACCCGAAGCUAAGAAUGGAUCGCAAGAUUGCGCUCGUCAAGGCGAUCGGAAAGGUGAUUUGGGUGCAGAAUGAUUUAUUUGCCAAGUGGUAUGUCAGGGAUGGGGAUGAGUUUGCUGAGGAAAUGGCGGCGCCUAGGGUCGAGGCGGAGGGGUACCUGUAUGGGAAGAAGGUGUUGGAUGAGCUUGAGGAUGAGCCAGGCUUAGUGCAGAGGCCGAAGAGUAGUCCGGGGGUGUGUCCGUUUACGGGGGUGAAGGCGACGAGUCCAACGCCGGCGGCUGGGGCGGAUGCCACGAAUGGCUUUGCGACUGUUGUCGCCGGAGCCACUACUGCAUGA